AUGUCGCCUUCUCGAGACGACUACACUCUACCCCGGCAGAACGGCCCCGAGCCUGUCACGCAGAAGAAGCAAGAGCCUCACCUGCUGCAUCGAUCAUUAAUCGAAGAACCCUCGCUAGUGGAAAAAGCCCACGGGGUAGAACUAUACCUCUCCAACGGCCAAACAGUCAUCGACGCCUGCGCCGGGGCGGCAGUUGCAGCAAUCGGUCACGGGCACGAAGAAGUCCACCAAGCAAUCAUCGACCAACUUGCAAAAGUCAGCUACGUGCACACCCAAUCUUACACGACCGCUGCCGCAGAGGAGCUAGCGAACUUCAUUCUCGAAGGGAGUCCCUAUGGCCUCGAAAAGGCCUUCUUUGUCGGAAGUGGUAGCGAAGCCGUCGAGUCGGCAUUGAAGCUUGCCCGUCAGUAUUUCUAUGAAAAGGGCGAAUCACAACGGAUUCAUUUAGUGGCUAGAAAGCAAAGUUAUCAUGGGAAUACAUUGGCUGCGAUGUCCAUCUCUGGUAACCUGGCGAGAAAGGUGCCUUAUCAGGAUUUUGCGUAUCAGCAUGUUUCCCAUGUUUCGCCGGCGUAUGCCUACCGCUACAAGGGGGAUACUGAAACAGAGGAACAAUUCAAAACUCGAUUAUUGCAAGAGAUAGAAGAUGAGUUUCUGCGCAUCGGUCCUGAAAAGGUCAUUGCCUUUAUCGCGGAGCCUGUAGUGGGUGCAACGUCUGGUUGCGUGGCCGCGCCACGGGGAUACUUUGCGGGAGUCCGUGGGCUGUGCAAUAAAUACGGCAUCCUUCUGAUCCUCGACGAAAUCAUGUGCGGUGUAGGCCGCACAGGAUCUUUCUUUGCCUUCGAGCAGGAACAAGACGUUAUUCCCGAUAUUCUCACCGUCGCGAAAGGACUUGGAGGUGGUUACGCAGCGAUAUCUGGUGUCUUGAUCCACAAGAAAGUCAUCGAUGUGCUUCGGCAAGGAAGUAACGCAUAUAACAACGGGCAUACGUACCAAGCACAUCCCACAUCUUGCGCUGCGGCGUUAGCAGUGCAGAAGAUCGUUCGCCGGGAAGGUCUUGUGUCGCGAUGUGCGGACAUGGGUCGCGUCCUGGAAGAGCUGCUCCGUAGCGAGCUUAAGGAUUGCCGAUCGGUUGGUGAUAUUCGUGGCCGGGGUCUAUUCUGGGCUGUUGAGUUUGUUCGCGAUAAAGAAUCCAAGGAGACUUUCGAUCUGGCUCUUAAAUUCGGCCUGCGUGUUCAGCAGGCUGCGUUCGAGAAGGGCGUGGCUAUCUAUCCAGGUGCUGGUUCUGUUGAUGGAUUCCGAGGUGAUCAUGUAUUGUUGGCGCCGCCAUUUAUCAUAACGGAGGAGCAGUUGAAAACAGUCUGUCGGGUCCUGCGAGAGGCGAUCGGGGCCGUGGAAAGUGAAGUUCUUGCAUGA
Molecule: messenger RNA, 1413 nt
Organism: Aspergillus melleus
Lineage: Eukaryota; Fungi; Ascomycota; Eurotiomycetes; Eurotiales; Aspergillaceae
Exons: 1
Coding region: 1-1413 (470 amino acids)
Cellular component (GO): cytosol
Molecular function (GO): transaminase activity; pyridoxal phosphate binding
Source: RefSeq, a predicted model, not a curated record